CGGGUCACGGCGCCAAUAACUAUGACGUUACAUUGUGUUUACCGUUGGUGUGUAUUGACUUGUUUGACUAAUUAACUUCGUGUAAGGGUAUAUAAAGCAUGUACAACUAUCCUUAUUGGGAUAUCAAGGUAAUUUAAGAUCAGUAUGGAUGAUGAAGGUUUCUUGGAAUGUACUCAAGCUCUACCAGAUGACUGGGAUGCUGACAGUGAUGGUGAACCACAUGAGCAGCCAGAAUUGGUGGCAUGGCUUCUUGUGGGUGAUACAAAGUAUGAAGUGUAUGAAGGAGAAACUAAAAUUGGUAGGGAUUCUGCUUCAUGUGCAAUUGUUCUUUCACAAAAGGUCUUAUCUAAGGAGCAUGCAGCUCUUGAAGUUACAUCUGGUGUCCACACCUUAGUAGAUCUUGGAAGUAUGAACAAAACUAGGAUAGGGAAGAUGUGUAUUCUCAAGUAUCUUGCAGACAAAAGGAGCAGAAUAACUAAAAUUAAUUGUUCCUUUGACCCAAUGGUAAAUAGUAACUGUCUUCCCAUUGCUUCACAUAUCCAUGUCAGAACUACAAUUAAGAAGUUCCUCAGCUCUGCUUCAGCAUAUAGAAUCAAGUUGCCAUGA
This is a messenger RNA of Macrobrachium nipponense, 606 nucleotides long. RefSeq lists its product as uncharacterized. Lineage: Eukaryota; Metazoa; Arthropoda; Malacostraca; Decapoda; Palaemonidae. Gene Ontology annotation, molecular function: protein binding. The record is from RefSeq and is a predicted model, not a curated record. The coding region runs from base 145 to 606 and encodes 153 amino acids. The transcript has 5 exons.